CUGAGGCCCAAGAGGAAAGAGAGAGCAUUGCACUCAAAACCAAACCACCACUCACUCAUUCCUGGUUCUCGCAUCGCCUCUCCUCUUCCCAUCUCUCCCCCUUUCCUUAACUCAAAAUCAAAAUAGAUGGUGAAAAACCAGCACAUCUGGCCGGGCGCUCUGCAACAAUAGAUCGCAUCGAGCUGGAAUCGAGCCUGGUCAUGUCAGCGUCCGAGAGCUGCUAGAGAUUCGGUGUAUUUUCUUGCUUUGGCUUUCACAACGGCUGCCGAGGGAGGACCGAGCGUCUGUCUGGGCUCUCCAACGAGCAGAGAAGAUGGCCGCCAUUAAGAUUUUAACCAGCGCGGGGCUUUUCUUGGCGUUUUCCGCUCUGGUCUUGUUGGCCAUGGCCAUCUGCACCGAUUAUUGGUACGAGACGGAUGCUCGGCGGCACCGCGAGCGCUGUAAGAACUACGCAAACAAGCGGAACGAUCCCGGAUACAUUUACAUCUCAAAUCACAACUUGCCACUCCAGAUGCCUCCAAAGGGUUAUGAGAGGAAAGCGACGGAGGCGCGCGUGAAGCGGCACGCUCCGGCAUCGGCGACGGCCAUGGAGUCUCACUGCAGCCGCCAGUUCAACUCCACGAUCUCCGGUCUGUGGAAAAAGUGUCAUCGCGAGGGGUUUGACCUGGAGACCGAGGAUCUCAUUUACAAAGGUUUGAUUCAGAGAUGCACCCCUGUAAAGUAUCAUUACACCUCUUCAAUCCUGCCUCGAAACCUUCCCGUCAAUAUCACCAAGACCAUCCGACAAGAUGAGUGGCAUGCUCUGCAUCUGCGGAGGAUGACAGCAGGUUUUGUGGGCAUGGCUGUCUCUAUCAUUCUUUUUGGCUGGAUCAUCGGAGUUCUUGGAUGCUGUCAACAACAUGAUCUCAUGCAGUAUGUAGCUGGACUACUCUUCCUCAUGGGCGGAACCUGCUGUAUUAUCUCCCUUUGUACGUGUGUGGCGGGCAUUAACUUUGAGCUGUCCCGUUACCCACGUUACCUUUACGGCCUUCCAGAGGACAUCAGUCAUGGGUAUGGCUGGUCCAUGUUCUGUGCCUGGGGCGGACUGGGUCUCACCCUGCUUGCCGGUUUCUUAUGUACGCUGGCCCCUUCUUUAAGCAGCCCCUUGGCCCGCACCACAGUCCACAAGUCCAGGCACGAAAAUGGGACUGUGUGAGCAGAGACUACUGGAGAAACGUUGCAGCAACAUUUUCACAACAUGUAUACAGCGUCUACGUAAGGACAAAGCAUCUGGCCUAUUCAUCAUUAUGCGUUUUACUGACUGGAUCAUUUUCAUAUGACUUACGGGCUCUUGUUGAUCACCGAUGUCAACACAACUUGUGUACACCAUCCAUUUGAUUAAAAGGUUCAAAUCUGUAAAUGGUCUGGACACUGCUGAGAGUCAAGAUGGAGACACAUGCACAGACCACCGAGCAUCUUCCACCCCCUCACAUGUCUCACUCUGGUCUUUUGUGACACACACACACACACACACACACAAAAACCAAUGACAUUUUUCACUGCUCUGCUUCAUGACAGAGAAGCGAGCUGUAGGCGACUGUCUUCUCUCCAAGAGGAUUCAUAAUAAAAUGGUGCUCUCUUUUCAAUUUCACAGCUGCACAGAAAUCUUUUCAAAGACAUCAAGAGAACAAAUGAAUCCACAGGUUUUCUUAUAGCUGACUGAUGGUGUGGAGGAGUUAAAGCCCAGAAUGAAGUGGGGAGCAACAGAAAGGAGAGAGAAAAGUAUUUCUGUCAUUCAAGCUUUGAAAAGCACAUUUCCUAAGGCCUCAAAGAGUCUGUACGACGUGUAAAAAAUACUUCAUUUUGUCUAGAUUUCAGGUCUACCUUUGUAUGAAAUUACGCUUACGGAUACAAAUGGAGACUUUUCUCUCUUUGUUAUAUGAUUGUAACGAUCGGUGACCUGGCUUGGUCUGUGGUAUUGCUGUUUUGAGGAAUCUGACCAAAUUUACUACUUGAUGGCAUGUGAACCUAAUUUGUUUUCAAAAAUGUUUGUAGAGGUUAUUUCUGAACGUCAUUUCUCAUGAAGCCUUAUUGCUGUUAUAAGCACAACAUGCUUAGAAUCAGUUAAACAAGAGCUCCGCACCUUCCAACCACGACUGAAUGUUGUUGAAUAGUCAAGAUACAAUUAAAGCUCUUGAUCCACAUGCAAGUUGAGGAUUUCUAAAGGAUUUCAGUGUUAUAUGUUUAGUCACAAAAAGUGAUAUAUGGGGUCUAAAUACCGAAAGCAUAAUGUACAGAAUUUAAAUCAAGAUGAUGGAUUGCAGGAGUGGGGUGUUUAGUUUGCUGCAAUAGCUACAUGACACACAACAAGCUAUUAAUGUUUACAUCAUGUAAUGUUUGUACGACCAACUCCAACCAAACAAUAUUUUAAACAACCCCAACAGGCUUUAAUAUAGUAAUAAUAUAGUAAUGUCUUUUUUAAGAGUGAGUGUGUCUCCACACUAUCAUGAAUAAUUCAUAUUGAUUCUUCUCUCACCAAUGGAUAUUAUUUAUUGAGGACACUACUGUGAAAAGCACAGUUAUCAUAAAUCAUUUAACAAUGCCGCACAUGUCUUUGUCAAAUGUACAUGCAUAGUCUCAUAGCCCUCCACAAAAUCCAGAUCAAUUCUUGAGAGUAACAUACCAAUGUUGGUAUUCACAGUGGGGAUAGGUAAAUGCAAUAGUUAACGUAAGACGGCAAAUACUGUGGUAUUCUGAGUGCGUAUUUGGGGAAAUUGGAAUGUGUUUGUAAAUGACAACAUUUGAGGGAACCUUUAUGGUUGUGCUUUAAUGCUAUACAGCUGAUUGGCACAAACAUGUAUGUCAUAGACAUAAAAUGAACAAAGCCAAAAGAACAAAUCUCUUUAGGUAGAUAGGAGAGUGUUUUAUUGAGUGUGACCUUUCUGAUGAACUGCAGAUCAUGUAUUGACUGGAAACAAAGUGGCAAAGAAGUAAUAAAUGGCACUUAGAAAAUAUGAAAAUGUGAAUGUUUUGGAGAGGAUAUAAAAGAGCACAAGACCAAUGUGUAAAAAAAAAAAAAAAAAAAUCCUUCUCAAAUAAAAGCAGCUUCAGGUGUUUUGUCACUUCUGGGGAGAUAUGAAAGACAUUUGUACAAAUGCUGCCAUUUUCUUUGGCAGUGGAAGUAGCACCACUUUUUUUUUUUUUUUUUUUGGGUAUGAACUGUUUUACUGGUUCACCUCAUAAGGAGAAAACAGGUGUCAUUGCCUCGCAUGCCGUCAUAUUGAUUAAUUUCAGUGUAUUUAGAUUGUGUCAAUUUUUUUAAAAUGACUUUUAUUUUAUGAAAUAAAAUGUUAGUAGCAUUU
Messenger RNA from Rhinichthys klamathensis goyatoka, 3341 nucleotides. It is a transcript of the gene tmem276b, whose product is annotated as transmembrane protein 276b. The transcript has 4 exons. Gene Ontology annotation, cellular component: membrane. The record is from RefSeq and is a predicted model, not a curated record. NCBI's taxonomy places the organism in Eukaryota, Metazoa, Chordata, Actinopteri, Cypriniformes, Leuciscidae. The coding region runs from base 314 to 1195 and encodes 293 amino acids.